This is a messenger RNA of Anguilla rostrata (American eel), 4247 nucleotides long. RefSeq names its product zinc finger protein 385C-like. Gene Ontology annotation, cellular component: nucleus. Lineage: Eukaryota; Metazoa; Chordata; Actinopteri; Anguilliformes; Anguillidae. Gene Ontology annotation, molecular function: zinc ion binding; nucleic acid binding. The transcript has 9 exons. The record is from RefSeq and is a predicted model, not a curated record. Bases 196 to 1770 code for a protein of 524 amino acids.
UCUCUUCUGUCAGAGAGUGAGAGAGAGGAAGAGAGAGAAAGAGAGAGAGUAUGCAGGCACUCCAUCUAUUUCUCUCUCACUUAGCUAACCUCCCUCAUGGCACACCGAUCAGUGGAACUUAAGCCUUUAAUUGAGGUGCAGGAGUAGCAGCCUUCUGAGUUUUAGCAGGCGGGAUUUGGAAGCGUUUGUCUCUCAAUGCAAAAAGAGCAGCAGUGUGGGAAACAGCAGGAGAGGAGACAGACAGAAUCCCCUUCUGUUCAGCCGCUGGAACACGUUUGUCUCGUCUGGGUUUUUCUUCCUUUUUAUUUUUUAUGCAAUAUUUGGUCCAAUUUUAUAGUGACUGAGAGUUUGAAGAAUUCUGGCGUCCUUCAGACCAAUGAUGCUGCUGGCCCCACCCAGAGCAGCCCCCUCCUGCCACCUCUGCCUGUCCCGGGACGCCCCCCUCUCCAACCCCAGCUGGACAUCAAGCACUUCCUUCCCUUUCACCUCAGCGCCUCCUCCCCACUCAGCCUCUUCCCAAAUUUCAACACGAUGGACCCAGUCCAGAGAGCGGUGAUCAACCACACGUUUGGGGUCCCCCAGCCUCUCAGGAAGAAGCAGAUAAUUUCCUGCAACAUCUGCCACCUGAGGUUCAACUCUAUGAAGCAGGCAGAAGCGCACUAUCAGGGCCACAAACACACUCGCAAGCUGAAGGCCGUGCAGGCGCACAAGACUCGGCGACAACACCUGGGAGAAAGGGGCGGGGCCAGCGGAGGAAAGGAGAGGGAGACGGACAGGGAGACGACACGCGCCUUGGAGGUGCCCCCUGCUCUAAUGGACGCCGCUGUGAUGGAAAGAAUGCGUCUCUUGUCAGAGCCGGGUGUGUUAAAGCUGGAGGACUCCCCAGGGAGCUUGGUGGUGCUGACCCCCGUGUCAGAGGCCUCCUCCCUGGACCUGGCUGGUCUGAGCUCCCCCCAGCCGUCCCCGUCCUCUGGGCUGUCAGAGAGCAUGUCGGAGAGCAGCACUGCAGAAACCCCCCCCUGCCAGGAGUCCCCCCAGUGCCAGGGGCCCCAGCUUCAGACCGAGAGGGAUGGGGACCCCCCAAUAAACAAGCAGCACCUCCACUGUCCUGUCUGCAAAGUCACUGUCAACUCCUCGUCUCAGCUUGCGGCCCACUACAGCGGAUCUAAGCACAAGCUCAUGCUGGGGGGUCAGAGUGUGUUGCCGCGGAGGAGGAGCAUGGCGGGGUCGUCUCGUUCUGCCUGCAGGACCAAGCGGCUCAGGGUCAAGGGUAGUGUGGGCGUGGUCAGCAAGGCCUACCACUGCCCCAUGUGUGAGAUCCAUGUCAACUCAGAAACACAGCUCCAACAGCACAUAAACAGCAGGAGGCACAAGGACCGGCUAGCAGGCAAGCCCCCCAAGCCCAAAUUCAGCCCUCACAGCAAGAGUCAGCAGAGCACCGUCUUACCGAGUGUGAGAUGGAACGGGCACGCAGGGGGAACUAUCUCUGCCAUGAAGAAGGUGUUCAACAGCUGCAGCCUCACCUGUCUCUCCUCUCAGGCCAGACUGGCCCUGCAGAAGCAGCUGAGCAGGUGCCUAGCGUCAGCUUUCCUGCCCCGCCCGCUGAGAGCAGCCACCCUCUGCACCAUGGCGACCGGCCCCCUCACCCUGUGUCACCCCCCGGGCACCGCCACCUUUAUCCAGGCCCCACUGCUGGGCCCUGCCACCUUCCGGCCCCCCUCAGGCCCCAUGAGGGCCCCACACACCCCCCUCAUCCUCUCCCCCUACUAACUCAAGCCCCCAGCCCAAACCUCCUACUAACCCAACCCCCCAGCCCACACCCCCUACUAACCCAACCCCCUAGCCCACACCCCCUGCUAACCCAACCCCCCAGCCCACACCAGAGAGCGCACUGGGACCAGCGAGCGGGGAAUAUCGCAGGCAGACCUGCCCCUUGGUCAGAUGGGUCCGCACUGCACAGGAUCCCUGGUGUGAAGCUGGAUCCAUCGUGCACUUUCUUCUCAAACCAGUGCCCAUUUCCCCAUCGUCUGCGAAGACAAAAUGACAGAUCAAUUUAUCAUUUUUUAUAUUUAUUAGGAGACGGUAGAAAACAUUUGAGAAGUAUAGCAGUAUAUUUAGCAUUGCUCCACAGUCAAUAAGAUCACAUUACUUGACACCUGGAGCACAUUUUCAGCGUGGGUGUGUCCGAACAGUUGUGAACGUCAUGCUCCUGGUUCUGAUUGGUGCGUGUGUUGCAUUCAAGGUCAGAGUUGCAUUGUGGGCAUUAUGGGGAAAAACAGUGAUGGGUCUAUAACCCCCCUUAGUAAAGAAUGUGUGUGCCUCUCGCCACCUUACAGCUGUGAUGUUGUAUCUGGAGGUAUACAGUCUGCAGAUGAGUUUGGCAGAAGGCACUGUGCACUUUCCAGGGAUGCUGGGGAACGUGGUAAACUGGUGCCCCUUAGCCAUGACCUACCAGCUGAGCACGGGACCUUUGGAUAGACCAUUGGAUAUUCUGCAGCACAAAACCUUCUCCAAAUUCUGCAUUCAACAUGGAGUAUUGAGAACAUGAAUAUGAUUUAUUUCUGUGUUAUGCUAGAGAAUUAUGAGCUUCGGAACAGAACCACACGGAAAUGCUUAAUUAAUCUUCACCCAGAAUCUCCACAGGAAUAGAUUAAGCGCUCAUUACAGUCUCUGAAAGGUCAUACUGUCAAGUUCUCUCAACUCAGGUUCCAAUAAUAAUUUUAUUUCUUUUUUCAUUUUUCAAUGCAAUAUUCAUGACUGCACCUUGUGUUCUGUCUGCUAACUACUAAUCAACAGGACUGAAUUCAAUUACCUCAUUUCCGGAAAAUGAAAGCAAUAUGUGUAAUAUUAAAAAAGAAAAUAAGUUAAAAUGUCACCUGUCAGCUUCUAUGGUCAUCAGACUUUGAGAUCUCUAAUGCUGUUCAUGCAGAAAUUGCUUUUUUUUUUUCUUUUUUUUUUUUGCUAAUGUAUCUGACAGCUGAACAUAACCCAGAAUGUUUCAAUGGCUGAUUAUGGACCCAACACUUGAAAGGUUUCAUGAAUGGUGAAUUAUUAUUAUUUAAACAUGCAGCCAUCAUCACUUCGGUCUUUCAGUGUAAAAAUAUCAGUGGGAUUUUUUUAUAUUUAAAUUUCAGUUUACCAGGCAGAAACAGGGAAAAGAGAACAUGGAGGGAUCAUUAGGGAUCCAUGAGUAGUGUGCCUGUGUGUGUUAGCGUGAUUUAGACAAACACCAUGGAUAUCAGCCAUUACUGAAUCUUUUAUCUGGGGAAACUGCCAUCUUGUCAUUUUUUUCAAAACGGUAAAAUUGGACAGUGAAGAGAGAAUGCUAGCUUGUGUAAUAAUGGAGCAGUUAGCCCCCUUAGGGCCUGGGCUGGCACUGUCCCAUUCAGGAGGAGCCGGACUCUGCAGUCAGCCACCCGUCAUUCCUCUGUGCUCCAGGAAAGGUGUGGGAUUCCCUACCUAAAUCACAUUUCAUAAUGUGUCACUGGCUACACACGCAAAUUAUUAUAAUCCUUGUUGAACUUUAGCCCAAGGAGUGAAUUUUAAUUGUUAAAAAGCAAUUGUUUCCCUUUCACAGUGGGGAGAGAAGGAGGACAGGAGCCAUAAAUGGACAUGAAAAGCCGUGUGUCUAAUCCUGCAGAUGUUUCCUUUAAAAGCCAAUGGCCCAGGUCCAGUCUAUCCUGAGAAGAAACAACAGUGCCACCUGUAGGUCAGGUUGUCACAUUGCAGACCUUACUCCAGAAACUGUACUGUCACGCAAUGCUCCUUUUUUCCCCCAGCAGGUGUUUAAAAAUCAAGCCAGGUCAAUUAAUUUGAAUCCCAAUCAAUUUUCCACUGUUUUAUGUUUAGUUUUAUUCAUUUGUUCGCUUAAACACACACAUACACAUAUGUACUGUAAGAGUAAAUAUGACGGAAUAGAGUAAAUGUAAGGUUUUUCUUUCUUUUUUCUGUUUUGUUUUCCUCAUUUUACAUUUUUAAAGUUUACAUUUUAAUUUUUUGUGUUGAGAAAUGCCACAUUUGAUACCUUUUUGAAUGGCAUCUUGUACGCUUGAUUAAAUGUGUUUUCAUUCUGUAAUUACUCUUCUUAUAUGUCAUUUUCCACUGGUGGCGUCAGGUGCAGCCAUCUUGCCAAGUAUUCAGAUGUGAUGAUGUAAGCACAGGAACUUGCAUGCUGAAUGCAAAAUGCUGAGUGUGCACCCAAAAUCCAGAAGGUAACGUUAAAACUAGGUUUGAUACGUUGCUCAAUA